AUGUCAAGAUGGCUGGGACAACCCUCCAUCAAGGGCAGCUCCGAGGCUAUGCGCAUGGCCCUCUUGACCUUUACCACGGUCGGCAUCACGUUCGUCUGGGGCGUUGAGCAGACAUAUUGCACGCCCUACCUACUCUCCCUCGGCUUGACCAAGAGCAGAACCUCCCUAGUUUGGAUCGCGGGCCCCCUCUCCGGGCUCAUCGUACAACCCAUCGUCGGGGCGAUCGCCGACAGCUCGAAAUCAAGAUGGGGGCGGCGAAGGCCUUUUAUCGUUAUAGGGGCAAUAAUAUCGGCGCUGUGUCUCCUGGUUCUGGGGUUCACCAAGGAGAUCGUGGGCUUCUUUGUCUCAGACGAGGAGGCCGCAAAACAUCUCACAGUACUUGCGGCCGUGCUGUCUAUAUAUGCUGUUGAUUUCUCGAUCAACGCAGUUAUGUCCGCGGCAAGGAGUUUGGUAGUUGACACACUGCCCAUCGAGAAGCAACAGACAGGUUCUGCUUGGGGAAGCAGAAUGUCGGCCAUUGGGCAUGGAAUUGCCUACGGAACCGGUGCCAUUGAUCUUCCCUCCAUCUUCGGCACGUUCUUGGGCGAGACCCAGUUCAAACAGCUUACCGUCAUUGCCGCACUGGGGCUUGUCGCAACCUGUGGCGUCACAUGCUGGGCUGUGAACGAGAGAGUUCUCAUCUCUGUGAGACACGACGCGCGAAAAGAAGGUGGAAUGUUGAAAGUGAUCAGUCAGAUUUGGCAUACGAUAGUGCACCUUCCACCUCGCAUCCAUGCAAUAUGCAUGGCUCAGUUCUGGGCAUGGAUCGGGUGGUUUCCCUUCCUCUUCUACAGCACCACCUGGAUUGGCGAGACCUACUUUCGAUACGACGUUCCGCACGAAGCCAAAGAUUCAGGCGAUGCGCUGGGAGAGAUUGGUCGAGUUGGCAGCGAAGCGUUUCUCAUCUACUCUGUCAUCACUUUCCUCGGCUCCUGGGUGCUGCCCAUGGUCAUCAAAUCUCCUGAUGAGAAGAACUAUACUCAACGACCUCCUGAAAGCAUCAAGCAUGUUGUAGAAAGGUUCAGCAAGUACAAGCCUGAUCUGCUGACUGCUUGGAUGUGUGCCCAUGCCACUUUCGCUGCAGCCAUGUUCUUCGCUCCAUUUGCGACUAGUUUCAGGUUUGCGACCCUGCUAGUCUGUAUAUGCGGACUGCCUUGGAACAUCGCAACAUGGGCGCCUCCUGCUUUUCUCGGUGUCGAGGUGAGCAAGCUCAGCGGCGGGAAUGCCUCAUACCGCCGCCUGUCGGACGAUCCGGUGGAGAUGGCGGAUAUGAACGGGUCAGGCCCCUCCCUUCUGCAUCUUGAACACGGCCCCGACGACACGCAGGGGACAAAAUCGAGCUCGACUGGCGAGCUGUCGGGCGUCUAUUUUGGGAUACUGAACAUCUACACGACCAUUCCUCAGUUCAUCGGCACAAUCUUGAGCACCAUCAUCUUCAAUCUCCUCGAGCCGGGCAAGAGUCCCGAACUUGCCCACGACGCACACCCGGACGAGCACCACAGCACCGACGGUCCCAACGCGGUCGCCGUGUGCCUGUUCAUCGGCGCUUGCAGCGCGGUAGUGGCGGUCUUUGCAACGAGGAAGUUGAAGUACCUGUAG
Molecule: messenger RNA, 1638 nt
Organism: Anthostomella pinea
Lineage: Eukaryota; Fungi; Ascomycota; Sordariomycetes; Xylariales; Xylariaceae
Source: the annotation of a GenBank genome assembly